Molecule: messenger RNA, 8642 nt
Organism: Drosophila subobscura
Lineage: Eukaryota; Metazoa; Arthropoda; Insecta; Diptera; Drosophilidae
Product: brefeldin A-inhibited guanine nucleotide-exchange protein 3
Exons: 8
Coding region: 809-7171 (2120 amino acids)
Biological process (GO): regulation of ARF protein signal transduction
Molecular function (GO): guanyl-nucleotide exchange factor activity
Source: RefSeq, a predicted model, not a curated record
UACAAUUGAUUCAGUCCUUAGUUUGAACAGAGCAUUUCCAUGCAUAGCAAGUCGGGCAUUAUCAUACCAAGGGGGAACGACUCAAAAAUUUCGGCACAUUUAUGGCCCAGCCAUUUAACCUUUCGACACCUGGCAUCCCUGGGCCAGUUAUCGAUGCUAAAACAGCUGUUCGUAAACGAUCAUGCGCAUCGCCAAAAUUGAACGGUUAUGGCUGUUGAAACAGCUGUUCGUCCACGGUCAUGCGCACCGCCUAGAACUAACGGUUAUAGCCGUGCGCUCUGCGUAAUGGACCGCUAUUUGUUACCAGCCCUGCACAAACAUUUGUGGCGUCACACGGCAACUGCAGCAGCUCCAGGCACCGUACAACACGAACCGAGGAUACGGCGUAUCCAUACGCUCGCUCACACAUCAAACCACAAGUGGCAGCAGCAGCAAGUAAAAAAAAGUUGUACAAUUCCAACUCACUCAUCCGACAUCCGCUUUCGAGGAAGUUCAAUAUGGCGACAGCAGUAGCAGCAGCAACAACAGCAACAUCGACGCUAAUUGAGUUGUUAUUGAUGGCGUGCAAGGCCAACAGCGCAGCAAAGGAGUCAUCCGCGAACUAAGGCUCCCCUUGCACCCCCCAAAAGGAAGCACCAAACAGCAGGCAGCAGCACCAGCAAGGCCUACCCGAUAAGCAUAACGGAACACGACACUCCGCGAGCAACAGUACCCCCCCGAAACGAGAACCCAAGCAGCGGCUCGGGAGUUGUGAUAGUGUGAGAGCGGGACGGAGAGGGUGGCCGUGGCCCUACUCUCCCAGUGCAAUAUGGAGGACCUUUUUCUGCUAAUUAUCAAGGAGUCGACGGGCACCAAGCAUAACGCGUUGCGGCAGACGGCGCAAAUUGCUUACGAUAAACUGUACCGCCAGCAUGGCAUCCACCGGGAUCCGUCGCACGAGCUGCGCUCGGUCUGCUUCACGGCCCUACAGAUGGCGCUGGACACCAAGCGGCCAAAGUUCAUCACGAUGGGCCUCAACGGGCUGCAUCGCGUUAUCAAGGACGAACGUUUCUACAUUGGCCUAGAGCCCGAGGAUGAUUCCGUGUGGCUGCCAUCGCAGCUGCUGCGUGCCACAAACGGCAUCCUGCCAUCGACCAGCAGCGAGGACACCGUGGUCAAUGUGCUGCGGCUCUUCCUGGCCAUGGCCUGCUCGCCGGCCUGCACCCUCAAUGGGCGCCUGCUCAUCGAGAUACUCUCGCGCUGCGGCGAGUGCUGGGAGAUGGGCUCGCGGGCCACCAAGGCCGCCUCCUUGGCGGCUGCCUCCCAGUGCCUGCGCACCUUCUGCGCCUUCCUCAUCGAGGAGGCCGAGGAGGUGAAGAAGACGGCGCCGGCGGGCCUGAUGACACAGACACAGGCCUCGGCCGUCUACAACGAGGUGAUACCCGUGAUGCAGUGGCUCUGCAGCCGCCUGGUCGAGCCCAACGUCAACACGUCGCCCAACAAGAAGUGCGAGAACCACAGCUCCCUCUACCUGACCGAGUGCAUACUAACCCUCAGCUCGGCCCUGCCCCGCAACGUGCAUGCCAAUCCGCACUUCACAUCCUUCCUGUGGCAGAAGUUCUGCCCCACACUGGCCGCCGCCCUGGGCUCCCCGGGACGCAUCAAUCUGGACAAGAAGUUCACCUACAAAGAUGCUCUCCACAUGAUUGAGAAUGAGGCACGCGGCUUCUUUACGGGCCCUGGCCUGGACGGACCGCAGGCACGAUGCGUCUACCUGACGGCCAUACAGCUGCUGCGCAUUGCCGGCGCCCACGGCUCGCUGCGUCCGAUGCUGGAGGCGCUGUUCCAUCGCAUGCUGCUGCUGCCGGCGCCCCAGAACCGCACAGAGCCGCUGCGCUGUGUCCGGGAGAUAUUCAAGAGCCCCGAGCGGCUCAUCGAUCUGGCCGUCAUCCUGUACGUGGACAAGAACACGGCCCAAGGCUGCAGCGAUGAAAUGGCGCUCUUCAGACUCUUGGUGGACGCCAUGGAGGAGUGCGCGUAUGGGGCGAGCGGUGCUGGGGGCGGUGCCUGCACUGAGGCGAGUCUUCAGGCCAGCGUCGAGUGCAUGGUGGCCCUGCUGGACAGCCUGCAGGUGCUGUGCAGUGGCGAGCUGACCGAGUCGAUGAUCAGCGACCAGAUUGUCCAGGUGGUGAACUCGCGCCACGAUCUGCUGAAGGAUGCCGACUACUCGGGCCCGUUGACCUACCAGAGCAUGGCCCGGCUGCCGGCCCCCUAUCGGGACGCCAUUGUGGAGUUCCGGCAGAACGUGUUCGAGACAUCGUCGGGGUCGGAGAGCGACGGCGAGCCGCCGAACGAGCAGGACGGCGCCUCCAAUGGCUCGGGCGAUACGGAGGGGCCCGAGGACGAUGAGCACAGCAGCUCCAGUGACGAGACAUCGCGCGUGGAGAACCGCUGGCCCUACUCCCACCUCGAGGCGCCCGUCAUGCCCAUCCGCACGGACAGCGACAACGAUCGACAGCAUGCCCGGGACUUUGCCCGUGCCCUGAGGCAGGAUCUGGUGCCGAAGCUGCUGCGGCUGCGCAGCUGCGUCGAGCUGGACGAGGCCAUGCAGGAGUUCGCCUCGGCGGUGUGCCAGGAGAACAGCAUGAACUUCUCGGACUUUGACUACAAUCUGACGGCCAUCAAUGCGGAUGGCAUCUACCUGGCCAUCUACUCCUCGCUGCUGCUCAGCCUGCAGCUGAUGCGCGCCGGCUACUACGACCAGGCGCUGCCUGUGCCCGUGUCCGUGUCCGUGUCCGUGCCGGUGGCCGCGCCACCCAACCGCGACAUCCUGGUGCCCAUGUCCGAGCAGCAGUUCGUCACCUCCGUGCAGAACACGGGCGUGCUGGUCUACCUCUCAUCGCCGUGGCUCUGCGAGCUCUAUCAGUCGGUGACCAUGUGCAACAUCCUGGAGGCCAUGACGCGACAGCAGCUGGAGGGCACUGGGCCACGCUGCGCCCUCGUCGACAUGCUGUGCGAUGCGGGCGGCCUGGGGGCCACACAGAUGCUGUCCGAGUGGCAGCGCCUGCAGACGGCCACCCAGGUGAAGCACAGCGACGACGAGCAGCACGACAAGCGGCGGGAGGCGGCCAAGAAGCUGUGCCGCCGGCUGCUCACCUGCUGCUGGGACUCAAUGGUGAUUGUGCUCAGCUCGGGGCUGGGCGAUCUGCAGACAGCGUCUGCCUCCAACAAGCUGGUGGCCCUCUCCAAGCGCACGCUGAGGGUCAAAGCCAAGGCGAACAAGUCGAACGGCGAGGCGCUCUACGCCAUGUGCCUGGAUGGACUGCAUUCGGCGGCGACGCUCAGCAACAGCCUCAAUCUGCAGCAUUUGGCUGGCAAGAUUCUCAAUCUGUUGGCCUCGAAUGUGUGCCAGACGACGGGGCCACGGAUCAGCGCCAGCCAGGCCAUGUCCAUGGAUGUGGUGCUCACGGGUGGCCUCAAUCUGGGCAGCUACAGCGCCGACUGCUGGCCGAGCAUCUUCGCCGUGUGCCGGCACGUGAGCCAGCUGGAGCAUGAGAUAUUCAGCAUGCAGAAUCCAUCCAUAUCGGCAUCGCCGGGCAGCAGUCGCAGGGACCUGGAGACGGGCGAGAAGCUGAGCAAUGGCAAUGCCCAGGACAAGCUGAAUCUCUCCUCGAUACCCAUCGAUGAUGAUGAGACGUGCGUGGAUGUCUAUAGCUUCCUGCAGGCGCCCAUGCAGAGCCCCAACACGAACAUCACCUGCAUCCUGAAGGUCUAUUCGGGCACCAAUGAGACGGUGCUGCUGAGCCAGUGUGACACCUCCAAGGUGCUGUGCGCGCUGUCCCACCAGGCGGAGAAUCUGUUCAGCGAUGCGGCGGAGCGGCUGAGUCUGCCGUCGCUGUGCCAGUUCCUGAAGCAUCUGUGCCGCGCCUCGCGCGACCAGCUGUACAAGAGCCAGGUGGCGCGCAAGGGCACACGGAUCUGGUGGCCCAGCAAGGGCUGGAAGAAGCUCGACUCGCUGCCCAUGUCGCUGCUGCUGCACCGCAUCGGGGACGUCACGCUCAAGGUGUUCCGCAGCUCGCGGCCGCUGCUGCACGUGCUCAAGGUGUGGGCCAUCACGGGGCCGCAUCUGAUGGACGCCGCCUGCCACAGGGAUCGCAUGAUCUCGAAGCGGGCCAUCGAGUACAUACACGACAUCAUCACGGCCCUGCUGGUGGAGCAGUCGGAGCUGCCGUACUUCCACUUCAACGAGGCCCUGCUGAAGCCCUUCGAGAAUCUGCUCAGCAUGGACACGGACGUGGAUGUGCAGGACCAGAUUGUGGCCUGCCUCUACGAGGUGGUUGAGGCGCAUCGCACCGAGAUACGCUCCGGCUGGCGGCCCCUCUUCGGCACCCUGCGCAACGCCCGCAGUCGGAUGCUCAACAUGAGCAACAUCAUCGACAUCUUUCGCGUGUUCCUCGACUCGGACAACACGCUGGUGUUUGCCAAUGCCGGACUCGACUGCAUCCUCUGUCUGCUCUCGUAUCUGGAGAUCUCUGGCGGUGGCAGCAACAACAAUAACACUUGCAGCGGCACCAGCAACGGAGCGGGAGGAGGAGCAGGAGCAGCUGGUGGCGGCGGCGGCGGCGGCGAGGAGGAGAACGCGUUUAGGCCGACAGACUUUCUGCACGAAACGCUGCGCUUCCUGGAGCGCUGCUCGAGCAUUCUGGGCUUCAUGUACAGCAUGCCCAAGUGCCCGAACUUCCACUCCACCUACAAGAUCAAGGGCAUCUCGUACACGCACAUCAUCGACGCGAACAUACCCAGCUCGAUGGAGAACUUUACGUACUUCGGCAACGACUAUCUGCAGACGCGCAACGAGCAGUACAUGAUCUCGUACCGCUCGCUGCACAUCGACAAGGACACCAUUGUGAAGAUCGACGAGAUGGACAAGCCCUCGGGGGUGCUCAAGGUGUGGUUCCUGCUGCUGGACGGCCUCACCAACUCCCUCAUCGUCUGUCCGUACUCGCACCAGGCGCCCAUACUGCAGACGAUCUUCAAGCUCUUCAAGAACCUGCUGGCCACGCCGGGCAUCGACUUUGGCUUCUAUUGCAUCAACCACUUGCUGGUGCCCAUGAUCCAGGACUGGCUGCGGUACAUCAACAAGACGGGCGCCACCUGGCAGCUCAUCGAGAAGAACUUCAAGCACUGCUGCUGCAUGACCACCGAUCUGGUGGUGGAGUUCAUCGAGAAAUCGGUGCCCGAGCAGCGUCGCCUGGGCGCUGGCACCAAGACCCGCCUCGCCCAGAUUGUCCAUCCCGCCGAUAAUCUCAUCUACUCGAAGCUCAAGUUCGUCACGGAGCGAAUCGAGCAGCAGGAGCUCCCGAAUCUGAAUCUGAAUCCCACGACACAAACGGCGACAGACAGCAGAUACGACAGCAGCUCCAGCUCCGCCAGCGAGGAGCAGCAAAAGGGCGGCAGCGGCGGCGUCUCGGGUGUGGCCCCUCCCCCGGCUGGGGGCAGCAGCAGCAGCCUCAUCGAGUCACCCACCAAGAUCUCCAGCUCGGCCACGCUGGCCCUCAAGCAGCUGCUGCUGGUCCUCAUCGAAUGCGCUGCGCAGUCGCAGGAGGCGAUUGCCCGCAUCUCGGUGUCCUGCCUGAAGCACGUCAUCCUGUCGACGGGCAUGCUGUUCAACGAGUCGCAGUGGAUGAUCGCCUGCUCGGCCAUUCAUCGGGCCUGCACCGUGACCAUUGCCCCGCUGCGGCAGCUCUCGUUCGCCUUCCACGAGAAGUCGAACAGCUUCUACGGCGACUGUGCCAACGUGAAGGUGGCCGCGCGACGCGACAGCAGCCUCGAGGAGCUGGCGCGCAUCUACUCGCUGGCCCAGCAGGUUUUCCUCUCGGACAAUCAGCGGGAGCCUGGCCAGGGCCAGGGCCAGGGACCCAGUGGCGGCCCCAGUGGCGGUGCGGGCAGCGGCCAGUGCAAGCUGUCGGACGAUCGGAGCUACUCCUUCCUGCUGUAUCCGCUCAACAAUGGCUUCAACUCGAAUCUGGACAACUUUGUCAUACGGAUUCCGUUCAAGAACCUGGUGGUGGGGCUGCUGGCCAACCAGAUGCUGCUGCAGCUGGUGGCCAAGCUGCUGCUGUCGCGCCUCAAGUGCGUGCCGCAGGCGGUGUCCACGUGCAUCUUUGACAACUAUGCGGGCGCGGCGGCGACGCCCAGUCACGACUAUGACCUGGACUUUCGCUCCAAGGAGAUUCUGCUGCGCUGCGUCAAGCAGUACCUCAUGUCCGCCCUGGAGUUCGACUCGCGGCCGGGCCUCAAGUUCCUCAUGCAGAAGGUGUCCAACAUCGAGUACGCGGCCAAUCUGUACAAGCAAAUGACCUCCUCCUGGAUGAUCUACUACAUAGCCCUCGUCGACUCGCACCUCAACGACAUUGUGGUGUACAACCUGGGCCCGGAGGAUCUCAACUUCAUCCUCGAGUCGUGCUCGCGCCUGAACACCACCACCGUGAAGAAGAAGGAGAACUUCGUGCGGUAUCUGUUCUGCCUGCAGGACGCCUGGAAUCUCGUCUGUGAGCUCUACCUCAGCAACUCGGCCCUGCACGAUCUCGAGUCGGGCUCCAGCAGCAGCAGCAGCAGCAAGCGGGCAGUGCCAGAGGCACAGUCUGCCGCGGCAGCGGCAGCCAAGAAGCCGCCAAUGGCUGCACCGCCGCACCAUCCGCACCCACAUGCCCACACCCAUCCUGGCCACGUGCACCCGCAUCAAAUGGUGGGCAAACCCAUGUGCAUCUCGCUGAACGGGAAUGGCAAUGGGUCGGGCGCUGAUGCGGAGAUGACCGAAGCCGCCGGAUCGGGUGGAUCGCCCAGCAAGUGCGUGCAGCUGCAGGAGGAGGAGAACGUGACGAUGACGACGCUGAUCAGCGAGUUCCAGCCCAAGUGCCGCAACAAUCCGUUCGACACGAAUCGGCAGGCCAAGUCCGAGGCGGAGUCCAUUUCGCCGGAGAUCGAGCAGCAGCGGGCCAGCAGCAUUCUGAAGGACUCCAACUACAAGCGGGCGGCUCUCGCCCAGUUGGUGGUGGCCUCCAUGGAGCUGCUGCGCUCGCUGCCCGGCGAGGCCGAGGAGAAUCUCAAGCUGCUGAUGACGCCCACCAUACGGGAGGCCUUCCGGCUCGUCCAGCUGCAGGGCAACGAGCUGAAGGUCAACCAGUUUUAGGCAAUGCUUGUUGAGUUUUAUUUUGAUCUGUAGGCGCAGCUAAAACACCGGCCCCUACUUAGGAUCCAUUGAACAGAAUCCUGCUACCAGUUAUCCCAGUUCCAAUCCCCAGUCCUAGUCCCAGUUCCAAUCCCCAACCCAAUCCGAAUCCCAAUCCCUUUUGCCAAUGGCUAAACUACAGCUACGUCUGCAACACGAACUGCUCACGCCCUGUGCCACUCACGACUCUUUCUCUCACUCUCUCUCUCUGUGUGUAUCUUUAUCCGUAUCCGUAUCCGUAUCCGUAUCCGUAUCUAUGUGUCUCUCUGUAUCUAUUAUUCGCCCGCAGUUCCCUAGCACAGCAGGCAAAACCAUUUCAAAGUAAAAGCUCAACAUGUCAGCCAGCACAAAGCAAACAAAGCAAAACGAAACGAAAAGGAAGCAAAGGAAAAAAUAUCACAAAAGAUCACUUCUAAAGAAGAUGAAGCAGUAGAUGACUAGAAGAACUAGCGCUAAGCAGCAGCAGCCGCAGCAGCAGCAGUACGUCAAGAACGUGUGUAGUCCUGUAAAUUAUAUUUAGUCGAAAAACUCUUUCUCUCAACCUGAAACCCGUCCUGAAAGCACUUUCCCCUUGCUCCCCAAUAUACGUGUAUUGUAAAGAACUGUUAGCUAGCACUCUCCCCGCCCCGCCCAAACGGAUUCCCUUUCCCUAUAGCCACCCAAAGACAAAAUAUAAUCUAAUAUAUAAUAUAUGAUAUUUAUAAUAUGCAUUAAGAUUAUAGCAAAAACUGUAAACGUAUAUGUAAAACUUAUAGUGAAUGUUAACUAAAACAAAAUCAGUGCCGCCCAUUAAUCCACGAUUACCACCAUUAAUGAUUAGACAACAAAAAGUACAGCCUAAAACAUACGAUACAUACAUACAUAUAUGUAGAGACAUACGAUACAUACAUACAUGUAUAUGUGUGUACGAGUAGUCCCGUGCUGCCUUUCAAAACUUGCAUACCUAUGGGGUACCCGUGGGGUACCAAACCAACAAAGGAAAACCUAUAACCUCCUGCACUAUCCGAAGCUUAUUAGCCUCUAUCUAGCCUAUGUUUUCCGAAACUGCAAACGAACCCAACCCCAGAUCAGCUGAUCCCAAGUCUCCGCCCAAGUCUAGAGUCAGAAUCAGUCCCAAAUUACCUUUCAAAAGGAAACGCACUCCCACAGCCUGCGCUACAUUAUGCUAUAUAAAGAUCUAAAGAGUUAUAUGUCUAUAUAUACACACAUUACUUAUACAUAUGUAUUAUACAUAGUUGUACUCGAUGUUGUAAAUGUCUAAACGGAUAAAAACAGAAGCAUUUUUAUAUGUGAAAACUAUUAGCAACAGCGCUACAAAUCUAUACAUAUAGCAAACGUAUACAUAUAUACUAUAUACAUAAAUAUAUUUAUUUAUUUUCGCUUCGUGGUAUAUACACAUAACAAUAUACAUACAUGCAAACAUAUACUAUAU